AUGAUUGAAACAAUCAACGAACAGCCACAAACGACCGAUAAUCCCGCAAAUUACGAUUUGCCAACAGAGCAGGAGUACGAGGAGGAAAUCAACAAGUUAGAAAAGACAUUCAUUGGAUCCAUAUUCCCUAUCAGCAAAAAGGAGGCACCGAGAGUGCUCAUGGCAGCAGCCAUGUACUUCUUCGUGAGUCUCGUCUACUCGUUUCUGCGCCAAUUCAAGGACAACGUGAUCUACGACAUCCUGACACCUGCUGCUGGAAACUACCUGAAGAUACUCGUCUUCUUUGUCUCAUUCUUCGUAAUCAACACAAUUUCAAGCACAUUCAACAAACGAGGCAUAAACAAGGGUGCAGAAGUGUACAUUUUGUUCAUGGCCCUGAGCCUGGUGGGAUUCUCAAUUCUGGUUUUUGUGAAGGACUUCCUAUGCCCAAUUGGCUGGGCAGAAGAGGUGCUACUCUCCCAGAAGUACACCAUCAGGAAGCUAGGAACAUUCAAGGCCAUUCUGCCCCUUUUCAACCACUUUGUGAUGGUGCUCUACUACGUGCUAUCUGAGGCACUUGGCUCUGCACUGAUGAGCUUCGUCUGUAUGACGUACUUCGGAAGCAACCUGACGCCAUUCCAGAUGGAUCGAUACAUCCGAAUCGUCUACAUUGGUGCAAAUCUGUCUCUUCUAUGCACUGGAUUCCUGGUCUCUGCCAUUUCGAAAUGGGCUGAGAAAACAAUCAGAACCCGAUUCAAGUUCGCCUACUACGGGUUUGCAUUCGAUGGACUCGCCUGUCUCCUCUUCCUGAUCUACGGAAUGAAGAAGCUGCUGGACAAGGAGUUUGCUAAGGAACUGUACCAGGGGGCGUCAAAGAAGGUAACAAAAAAGAAAGGAAAAGCAAAGAUAUCAAUGGGUGACUCAAUCAGAAUGGUCUUCCAGUCGCGACUGCUCUUCAACAUGGUUGUGAUGUCACUUGGAUACAACUUUACGACAGCAUGUGCCUCCUCAAUGGCCUCCUACGUCUAUACGGCAUAUGCUGAAUAUUUGAUUCAGAAUCCAUCAGCAAACAAUACGCCUGGCUUCGUGCCAACCAAGGCGUACAUUGGGAUGCAGUACAAGUCGUUUGAGACGACCUACGUCUCCCUCCUGGUCAUCUUCCUGAUGCUUACGCCGAUGUUCAUGGGGCUGUUUAGGAAGUUUGGCGUCUUUUUGUUUGCACUGGUUACGCUUCUUUGCUGCCUGAUUCCAACCAUCAUCUCCGCUUUCUUCGCAACCAUGAACUACCCAUUCACCCGAUACAACGCGAAGGUGAUGUUUGGGCUAGGAAUGAACGUGUCUGAGCCAAAGUUCCAGAUGGAGGCACUCAUGGCUGCUCUUGGAAACGUGGCCAUCAAAAUUGGAAAAUACGCCUUCUAUGACGUAGUGAAGGAGGGCGUAAGCGUGCGAAUUGAUCCAGCAAACAGGGCAGUUUACAAGGGCAUCUUCGAUGGAGUGGCAGCAAAGGGCGGAAAGAUGCUGGGCUCCUUCUACAUCAUUCUGGCACAGCAGAUAUUCGGAGUGAAUGAUGCAAGAUGGUUCUCGCCACUUACUGUCAUAGUCAUGUGUCUGAUUUCAGUGCUAUGGCUCUUUGCCAUUCUGAGUCUGCAUCCAAACUACAAGAAGGCAUCUCAGACGAAAUGCUUCUUGGAUGACACCGUUGCAAAGAAGACAAAAAAGAUUCAAUAA
Messenger RNA from Enterospora canceri, 1707 nucleotides. The record is from the annotation of a GenBank genome assembly. Lineage: Eukaryota; Fungi; Microsporidia; Enterocytozoonidae.